Aspergillus novofumigatus IBT 16806 is the source of this 1354-nucleotide messenger RNA. Its product is annotated as NAD(P)-binding protein. Gene Ontology annotation, molecular function: oxidoreductase activity. The coding region runs from base 180 to 1082 and encodes 300 amino acids. The record is from RefSeq and is a predicted model, not a curated record. The transcript has a single exon. NCBI's taxonomy places the organism in Eukaryota, Fungi, Ascomycota, Eurotiomycetes, Eurotiales, Aspergillaceae.
CUGGCGCUUAAGUUACACCAUCUUAAUUUUUUAACCUGCUAGUACUCGCACCUCUCCUGACCUCCUCAUUUCUAGCCUUUUAGAAGAAAUCAAAAGGCCAAUAUCCUCUCCUGAUUAAGUCGAUCAGGAACUCAUAUCCCUUCUUCAUUUCAUUCACACAAUAUCAACCAUCACCUAAAAUGGCUGUGUGGCUCAUCACUGGCUGCUCUUCGGGGUUUGGCAGGGAACUCGCUAAAGCGGCUCUCAAGCAUGGCGAGAAGGUUAUUGCAACUUCGCGCAAUGCCUCCAGGCUGUCGGAAUUGAAGAGCCUCGGAGCGGCAACUAUCUCCCUAAACGUGAAUGGGACGCCAGCUGAGAUCGAUGCAACUGUUGUCGAAGCAGCAAAAAUCCAUGGCACCAUUGAUAUCCUGGUUAAUAAUGCCGCAUAUGUUCUGGUUGGAGGUAUUGAAGAAAUAAGACAUGAUCCAGACGUCUCUCCUCUUCCACUUAUUCAUCUUACGAUUUAUAGUGAUGCGGAGGCUCGCGCACAAUUCAAUACGAAUGUCUUCGGUCCUCUUUCAGUCAUUCGCUCAGUUCUCCCCUUCAUGCGUGCCAUGAAAUCCGGGGUAAUUGCCAAUAUAGGUUCCCUCGGAGGCUAUGCCUCAAAUGCCGGCUCGGGAUACUACUGCGCCACGAAAUUCGCACUGGCUGGACUGACCGAAGCCCUUCGAGCAGAGGUGGGCCCUUUAGGUAUCCAAGCGACCGUCAUUGAGCCUGGGUAUUUCCGAACCAAUUUCCUGAAAGCAGAUGUGGAUGGCAAGACCGUCGCAGCGAAAACCAUCGACGACUAUAAGCCUACAAUUGACAAUGUCAAAAAUAUGCUGAAUAUGUAUGAUGGGAAGCAGCCUGGUGAUCCAGCGAAAGGGGCUCAGGUCAUUGUGGAGGCAUUGACGGGUACUGGACGUGCGGCAGGGAAGGCUUUGCCAGCGAGGCUCUUGCUUGGGAGUGACGCGGUACCGUUUGUCACAAGCAUUCAGGAAAGGCAGAACAAGGAGAUGGAGGAAUGGAAGGAUCUUAUUUCUACAACGGAUCAUGCAAAUUGAGGUGGCAGUUGGUAACGCACCUCAUACUCGUGCAGUUCCUUGUAUUGUACCACAGUACCGGGCCAGUUAGCAAACUUAAAGCUUUCUAGACGUCAUGUAGAUAAGCCCUCUGAUCUGCUUAGUGAGAUCUCAUCUUAGGUAGGGAACGGGGAGACUUAAGAUGCUGUUCUGAUCAUUAAUGAUGAUGGUAUGGGGGUGAAGCUCCGCCUUAGACGAUGCAGUAAAGCCUAGCGUUCUUUUGAAGAUUAAACAAUACAGCAACUACGUAUGAG